This is a messenger RNA of Cucumis sativus (cucumber), 4015 nucleotides long. RefSeq names its product LRR receptor-like serine/threonine-protein kinase RPK2. The coding region runs from base 380 to 3505 and encodes 1041 amino acids. Lineage: Eukaryota; Viridiplantae; Streptophyta; Magnoliopsida; Cucurbitales; Cucurbitaceae. The record is from RefSeq and is a predicted model, not a curated record. Gene Ontology annotation, biological process: protein phosphorylation. The transcript has a single exon. Gene Ontology annotation, molecular function: protein kinase activity; ATP binding; protein binding.
GUGAAUAAACAGCGCAACGUAGAGUAGAGUUCUCGAUCCUUACCUUACGCCGCUUGCUUUUGUCUUCUUCUUCUUCUUCUUCUUCUUCUUCUUCUUCUUCUUCUUCUUCUUCCUUCUUCCUUCAUUUCUCUGUUUCACUGAAAUUACUCCAUUUUUCCCUUUCUACACUUUCUUCCAUUUUCUCCCUUUUUCAUUUCCAUAAUUCUUUUCUUCUUUUCCAUUUUCCAUCAAUCAUUCCCUUCCAUUCCAAUACAAACACCCCCACCUAACCACAUCUUCCACCAUUUCUAACUCCCUUUUUCCCUCUCUCCGCCCCUACCUACCCUCAUCGGAAUAUUCUCUCCUUCCCGGACUUGUUUCUUUCUCCCUCUCUCCCUCCAUGUCUUCCUCUCUUUCAUGGUUCUUCUUCUUCUCUCUCUCCUUCUCUUUUUCCCCUACCGCCGCCGCCCUUUCCGACGAUGCAAUGUCGCUACUCAUGUUUAAAAGCUCCAUUUCUUUCGGUGCUUCUCAUGUUCUUCGUAGUUGGAAUUUGUCGGUUUCUCACUGCGAUUGGUUUGGUGUUACUUGCGGUAAUGGUGGUACGGAUAGAGUAGUGGCGCUGAAUAUUAGUGGAGGUAUUAUUGGUGGUGUUCUGGCGGAGGGUUCUUUUCUGGCUGGGACGUUGAAUCCGUCGAUUGGAAAUCUUGUUCAGCUUCGUGUUUUGUCGCUUCCCAAUAAUUUGAUGUACGGGGAGAUUCCCGGGACUGUUGGUAAGCUUCAGUCGUUAGAGAUUCUUGAGCUUCAGGGGAACAACUUCUCUGGUGAGAUUCCGAAUCAGAUAAGCUCACUUCCAUCUCUCCGCUUGCUUAAUUUGUCUGAUAACUCGGUUUCGGGUUGGGUUCCGAGUAAAUUGAUUGGUUCGGGAAAAUUAGAAGUAAUUGAUUUGUCGUACAAUCAAUUAUCUGGUAAUAUUCAAGUUGUUGAUAAUAGAUGUGGUGCUUUGAAUCAUUUGAGGCUUUCGCAUAAUUUUCUGACUGGUAACAUUCCAGCGGAGAUUGGACAAUGUUGGAAACUCAGGACUCUGUUACUCGAUGGGAAUAUAUUAGAGGGGAAAAUUCCGGCUGAGAUCGGCCAAAUAUCAGAACUCAGAAUUCUUGAUGUUUCUAGGAAUAGCCUUACUGAUUCGAUUCCAAAAGAGCUUGGUAAUUGCCGGAAGUUGUCACAGAUCGUGUUAACGAAUUUGAACGAUAUCAAUCCCGAUAACGAUAGUUUAAGAGGAGAAUUCAACGCCUUCAAUGGAGGUAUUCCUUCUGGGUUGUUAUUGCUUCCAAGUCUACAAGUUUUGUGGGCACCCAGAGGGAAUUUUAAUGGAAGAUUGCCGACUAAUUGGAAUUCUUUAUGCUCGCUUAAAGUUCUUAAUUUAGGGCAAAAUUAUAUCACUGGUACCAUACCCGAAUCGAUUCGGAAAUGUGCGAAUCUAACUUACUUGGAUUUAUCUUCAAACAAGCUUCAAGGUAACCUUCCUUCCCAGCUUCGAGUUUCAUGUAUGGCGUAUUUCAAUGUUAGCCAGAACAAAAUUUCUGGUGUUCUUCCCAGAUUUGAGAAAGACAGUUUUUGUACGAACUUGAUUCCCAUGUUAUCUGAUCAGGAAGACGAUUGGAAUUCUUACUUAAAUUUUCCUGUUUGGGAUUUCACGAGACUAAAUGAUAAUCUCCUAAUUGCUCAUGAUUUUAGCUGGAAUAGGUUUAGUGGCUCAUUAGCUUCAGUCAAAGUGGGAGAAGAGCUUUUGGCUAAUGGCAUUAAGUUCUCGUACAAACUGCUUCUUAAUAGCAACAAGUUCAAUGGACCACUUCCCAUUGAUCUGAUCUCGCAUUGUAACGAUAUGAAAGGUGUUUUGGUUAACUUGAGUUCAAACUUAGUAUCAGGUGAGAUUUCUGAUGCAUUUUUUCUCCAUUGUCGACAAUUAAUUGAGUUUGAGGCAGCAAGCAAUGAACUAGAUAACUCGAUUGGAUCUCGAAUUGGUGAAUUGCAGAUGCUUCGUCGUCUUGACUUGAGAGGGAAUAGAUUGUGUGGAGUUUUACCUGAUCAGUUGGGGAAUUUGCAAACUUUGAAAUGGAUGCUUUUGGGGGGAAACAAUUUGACUGGAGAGAUUCCAUCUCGACUUAGUCAAUUGACUUCUCUCUUGAGUUUAGAUCUUUCUCGAAACUUGUUUACUGGCUUUAUCCCGGACAGCUUGUCAUAUGCUUCGAGACUUGAGAUUCUGUUGCUUGAUCAUAACAGGUUAACUGGGGAAAUACCAGAAUCUUUCUCUGCACUCUCACAUCUCACUAAAUUAGAUGUGUCUUUUAACAACCUUUCUGGCCACAUUCCUCAUCUUCACCACACGUUUGACUGCAUUUACUUUGGUGGGAAUAAGUUUCUUCAUCCAUGCCCAGAUUCAUACUCUGAUUCCCCUGCUGGACUUCCAGUUCCUCUUGAUGUUGAGAAGUGGAAGAGACGAAGAAAGUUUAUGUCCAUGGUAAUCGCUGUAGCUGCUUCCUCAACACUAAUUUGCUUACUCUUAAUGAUAGCUGUCAUCAUCAUUGUUAAGAGAAGGCUUGGUAAACAAAAUAGGUUAAAAAAGAAACAAGUGGUUACUUUCUCAGAUGCUCCUUCCGAUCUGAAUUAUGAUAAUGUAGUCCGAGCUACCGAAAAUUUCAGCCUUCGUUACCUAAUCGGUACAGGUGGCUUCGGAUCAACAUACAAAGCUGAACUGCCCUCAGGUUUCCUGGUUGCUGUAAAGAGAUUGUCCAUUGGUAGGUUUCAAGGAGGGAUUCAACAAUUCGACGCAGAGAUUCGAACAUUAGGAAGAAUACGACACAAAAACCUCGUAACUCUUCUCGGGUACUACGUCGGAGAGGCUGAAAUGUUCUUAGUUUACAACUAUCUUUCUGGUGGGAACCUUGAGACUUUCAUCCAUGAAAAAUCUUGCAAACAUGUCAAGCACUCGGUUAUCCACAAGAUCGCUUUGGACAUAGCGAGAGCUCUUGCAUACCUUCAUUACUCCUGUGAUCCUAGGAUUGUUCAUAGAGAUAUCAAACCUAGUAACAUCCUGCUUGAUGAAGACCACAACACCUACAUAUCGGAUUUUGGGUUAGCAAGGCUUCUUGAGGUUUCAGAGACUCAUGCCACAACAGAUGUGGCAGGAACAUUUGGAUAUGUUGCACCAGAAUAUGCUACAACAUGUCGGGUCUCGGAUAAAGCCGAUGUUUAUAGCUUUGGAGUUGUGCUACUAGAGUUGCUUUCUGGAAAAAGAUCCCUUGAUCGAUCCUUUUCCGACUUUGGGAAUGGAUUUAACAUUGUUACAUGGGCAAAUAUGCUGAUCAAGGAAGGUCGUUCUUCUGAGCUUUUCACUCCUGAACUUCGAGAAAUGGGACCUAAGGAACACUUACUUGGAAUGUUAAAACUUGCGUCUAAUUGCACAGUUGAAACUCUGGCACUUCGACCGUCAAUGAAGCAAGUCGUGGAGACACUGAAACAGUUGUAAAUUCUUUUGGAUCACUGACCCUUCAAACUGGCUGCUGACUCAACAUUGCCUACAAUAUAACCAAUCGUACAUAAUGAGAUGAAUUCUUUUUUCUCCCAGGUUCAUUUCUCAAAUCUCUACCUUCAAUGGAACUUUCUCUCCUUAGUUUUAUAAUUAAUCCUAAAAUAUAGAAAAACUACUAACCCUGAGCACACUUUCUAGUAUUAGCCAUGAGAAAACUGCAAAAAAAUCACCCUUGAUUAAAUGACUAUAUAGCAUUUAGUAUGAUUAUACCUCCAAGUUGAAAUCAUUGUAACCAAAGCUCAAACUUAAUUGUAAGGUUUUAUUUGUAGUGAUUUGAAAGAGUAAACGCUGAAGUUGAAAGGCAUUAUGAGUUAGAAUUAUAAGUUUGUUAUGUAAGUUUUUGAUUGUUUUGUCCCACUUUGGUGUUAUUUAAUUAUUGUUUUACAUACAAAGGAUUAAGGAAGGGACCUACAAGUGUGCAUAUAAUCAAAAUGCUUUUCUGUGUUA